AUGAGAAUGACUCAGGUCACUAUGGGGAGUGUACCGCUUCAGACUCGGUCUAGUCAGCCGAUUCAUGUACUCGAGUAUUCUCAGGACGACCUGGAAAAGGGGGAUGAGGAUGAGGAGGAUGAGUUUAAUGAGGAUGAUCUGCAGGACAGUGUUAGGAUGGGUGCACAUCACAGAGAUACGCCUAUAUAUAAUCUUAGUAGUUACCCUCCUCCUCGGUACUCCAGUUGUCCCCGGCCUGGUCCUCGCGGUUUACCCUCUCCCCCUACCCCUAUCCCUUCUCCUAAGAGUGGCGGUAGCAGUCAGUUGAGAGUUUCUGAUGACAUUGAUCCGACUAUAUGGCUAGUGACAGAUGAAGUACCUGGUGGGCCGAUAGAUGGUAGCGUGAUUCCUAGCUUCCUUGGGCAUAUUGCUUAUCAUUUCUGGCAUGGAUACAAUAGACCCACAUUGAAGAUUUUUAAAGGCGAAAAGAUUCUGAAUAAGUUGAAGAUGUGGUAUAAAGAUAUGGAUGAUGAUGUCGAUGGAGAGUUGGUGUCAGGUACGUCCGACACAGAUUUUUUGAGGAGACAUGCAGCAGGGAUACUUGGCAUGGAUAUGAAUGAUUACAAAUGGAGUCAGGGCGGUGUCUCUGAUUCGUUCAUCCUUGAGCGAUGCGAGAAAGCGGACGAGAAUAUCCAGGUUAAGUGGGAGCCAUUUGGACCUGGCCAACAAGGAAUAGUUCCUAGGACUAUCUAUAGUGGGUGGAUAAUGUAUAGGAACAUGCAGGAGCCAUACAUGCCAGACAGAUGUAUACAUCAGAUUGGCUACGUACAGAGCAUUCCUCGUUCGCCCAUGUCCUCUGAUGAUGCAUUCCGAGGACCCAAGACUACCCAGUACUUUUUACAGCAUUCUGCUAUUGACACACUCAGUACUUGGAGGAGAUUCCCGGAGUCAGCGUGUCUUAAUUUGACCAGAUGGCGAUACAAUUAUAACAGUGACAUCGUAGGAGAGUGUGAGGAUGGGUACCUUGAAUGGUACAGGCAGUAUUCACAUCCAUUUUUGCUGCCGACAACUGACCCAUCUGCAGUCUCUACACCAGCUAAGAGCAGUCAGGAUUAUUGGAUGAAUGAAUUGAGGAAGCUGACCAGGGACCUGAUUAGAAAGGUCAAAGUGUCCGAUCGCAACCUGGCUGACGAAUAUGAUGAGAAGCUGCAGGAUACGAUGAUCCGUUAUCAUAAGGCCCCAUGA
This is a messenger RNA of Oldenlandia corymbosa var. corymbosa, 1224 nucleotides long. The record is from the annotation of a GenBank genome assembly. Lineage: Eukaryota; Viridiplantae; Streptophyta; Magnoliopsida; Gentianales; Rubiaceae.